This is a messenger RNA of Trichosurus vulpecula (common brushtail), 1826 nucleotides long. It is a transcript of the gene CD79A, whose product is annotated as CD79a molecule. Bases 105 to 764 code for a protein of 219 amino acids. The record is from RefSeq and is a predicted model, not a curated record. Gene Ontology annotation, biological process: B cell receptor signaling pathway; B cell differentiation. Gene Ontology annotation, molecular function: transmembrane signaling receptor activity. The transcript is spliced from 5 exons. Gene Ontology annotation, cellular component: external side of plasma membrane; membrane; B cell receptor complex. NCBI's taxonomy places the organism in Eukaryota, Metazoa, Chordata, Mammalia, Diprotodontia, Phalangeridae.
AGCUUAUCUCCUAUCCCGGUGCAGCAGGAAGCUACACCCUGAUAGGCAAAGAGGGCUCUCCUUUUUCCGUAGCACAAUCUCAGCCAGUUGGGGACCCUUUGGAGAUGAUGUCUGUCCUGAUUUUACCCUCCACCCUUCUCCUCAUCUCUGCCCUGAGUCCUGGCUCUCUCACCCGGGACCUGAAGGUGAGCUCUGGCCCACCCUCAGUGACUGUGCCUGUGGGGGGCACAGCCCUGCUGCACUGUGAACAUAAUGGGGAUUCCGAUGUCAAUGUGACUUGGUGGCGCAUCAGCAUUAGUGACAUCACAUGGCCCAGGGUCCCAGUGGAAAAGCCUGUGCAGCCCAACGGGACGCUGGUCUUCAGGGAAGUGAGCAAGCGUGAUGGGGGCAUGUACCUAUGUCGAGUCUUUGCCAGGAGUGGUACAGCCUCAGAGUCCUGCGGCACCUACCUCAGAGUUCGAGAGCCAAUACCCAGACCCUUCUUGGACAUGGGAGAAGGCACUAAGAACAGGAUCAUCACCGCAGAGGGAAUCAUCCUGCUUUUCUGUGCCGUUGUCCCUGGCACACUUCUGCUCUUCAGGAAGCGUUGGCAGAAUGAGAGGUAUGCUGUGGAUCAACUGGACUAUUAUGAUGAUGAGAACCUGUAUGAGGGCCUUAACCUGGAUGACUGUGCCAUGUAUGAGGACAUCUCCCGGGGUCUGCAGGGGACCUACCAGGAUGCCACUACCCUCAGGGUGGGAGACGUCCAGCUGGAGAAGCCGUGAGGGCCCUGCUCAAAGCACUGCGCCCCCCCCCCAAACUUCCCCCUUCAGGUCUUCCUGACUUUGUCCCAGCUCAGUUUCCUUAAGAAUGGGUUUGACUAGAUGGUAUUUAAGGCCCCUCUGAACCCUGCCAUCCCCUGUUCUAAGGCUCCUCCCAGCUCUGACAUCCCCUGUUCUAAGGCUCCUCCCAGCUCUGACAUUCCCUGUUCUAAGGGCCCUCCCAGCUCUGACAUUCCCUGUUCUAAGGCCCCUCCCAGCCCUGACAUUCCCUGUUGUUUCCUAAGUUUUUGACAUGUUUUCUCCUCUCCCAUGGUAUGCCCCCUUCUGAAUCCCCCUCAUGCCUUGACUUCUGACCCCUUCUUUCUCCCCUGUAAUUCGGGGGAUGCCUGAAGCAGGAUCCCUCCCCUGAUAAUAAAUCUGUGGCCCACUGGGAAGGAAGAGACUCCAUUUUCCAUGGGGAGAGAUAGACUGAUGGUCUUCAUGUAAAACACCUUGCCAUGCGGAUCCAGGGGUCACGAAGCCUAGCUGUCCCCACCUCAGAGAUCUGAGCUUCCUCAUCCCCCUAGUGCUGGACAUCCUUAUUGCCUGACUGCCACCCCCUCCUCACCCCCCUCAGCCACCCAGGUGUCUGAUCUUCACGUCUUUGUCCUCUCUUAGGGCCUGAGUCCCCAGUUCUUUGGAAACCCACCCAGCUGGGCAGGUCUCCGGUGUUCUUCCCCAGCUGUAGCUAAGUCUCCCCAAGCUGGGGAGUAAACAAGCCCCAUCCCCCUUCCCCUCUCUCAGCACCUGCUGCUCUACCCCUCCCUUGGGGGUGUGGGUGGGGAAGAAACAGGAAGUACCUAUGGGAGGGGGCCGGAGAGAGGUGCUCAGAGAUAGAACGAAGCUGGAUCUCUGCCCUGCUCAGGGACCCAGGCAUCCUGAUUCCCUUCAAGCAUGCUUAAGCAUCUCCUGUCCCACCCCACCCCAAGCCUUAUUUUUCUCCUAAGACCAAGAUGCUCAUCUCCCUCGUACCAUCUCAGGUCUAGCUCUCAGUUCCUACCUCUAGUAAAAUGAACUUUGAACUAA